GCUCCGCCGUCUCCGCAGUGAGGUCACGGGUGGGCGGUGCGUGCGCGGCUUCUGCUCCACUGUUGGGGUGUCGGAGACCCCACGAUGCAGGGUUAUAUAAAAGGAUUGACAGAGAUUUGUAUUACUAGCCCCAAAAAUGAAUCUUGCCGAUGGCCUGGAUCUUAUUUUCAUUGCCAAUAAUUUGGGGUAGGAAAACUGAUACAUGCUAGGGUAAUUUUUACUGAUGCUGACACUAUAGGGAUGUUUAGUUUCCACCAGCAACCGUCGAUCAGCCUUUAAUUUGUGGAUUUAUCACUGAAUUACUAUAAUAAAUUUCUCCACCACUGGAGGUGUGAUUUAAACUUGGCUGCACAAUAAAUAAAUAAAGCGACUAAGCUCUGUGCUCGAUCCUGUGAGUUGAAAGGGAUGUGCUGCAUAAGUAUACACACAACUGAAAUUAACUUUUGGAAGAUUUGCAUUAACACCAGCACUGCUCAGUGAGAACAAGUGAUAAUUUUUGUAUUUUAAUACUUAAAUGCAAGCAUAUAUGAAAAGCCAAUAUGUUUUUUAAAAGAAAAACUUGAUCAAAACCAGACUUUUUUUGCACCAAACCCCAAUUUUUCUACUAGAUUAAUUCAUUAGAAUGAUUUAUAAAUAAUGGUGUAGGGGUAUGAAAUUAUACCCUUUUGUAUGUACAUUGUGCUGUCCAUUUAAUCCAUUUAAUAAAAGAGAACUGAACAAAUAUUUUUAAACCCAAAAUAAAACGUUUGUUAACCCUUCCACCCUUGAAUUUGAUGCUGCUACAUGCAGAACGGAUUACAUUUGUAGCUCUUGAGGUCAAAGGAUUAAAUUCUCACUUUAAGGAGGUGGCACAUUUGCUGGGUGUGAGAUAAUUAAAAUAGUUGGAAAUUGGCGUGUUUUUAAGAAAAACAAAACAAACACACAACUAGGAAGAUGCACAUUUCAAACUUAUUUAUUUAAAAUUCUGCAGUUCAGUGAUGGAAAGUCCACAAACAGAUUUCUCUAUAAGUCCAGGUUCUGAGCAAAAAGAGAGUGAGGUCCAAGAAGAUGGCAGUCCACCAGUAAAAAAAGUAAUGACAGAGAAGCAUGUAAAUAGCAAAGUACAAGCUGUAGUAAAUAAGUUGCCAAAAAUAAAGAAGGAAAACGCGGAUGAAUAUGAAGAAACUCCCAUGGAGUCUGAUGGAGAAAAUGCCAAACCAAACAGUACUACAUUAUCUGAGUCUUUGAAUUUAAAUCCUGGUUUGAAACACACAUUGGCACAGUUCCAUUUAAGCAGCCAGAGUUCACUGGGUGGACCAGCAGCUUUUUCAGCUCGUUAUUCCCAGGAAAGCAUGUCACCCACUGUCUUUGUGCCUCUUCCAUCACCACAGAUACUUCCUAGUCCACUGCUCAUUCCUUCAGACAGUUCCACUGAGCUCACUCAGAGUAUACUAGAGGGAGAAUCUAUUUCUUGUUUUAAAGUUGGAGGGGAAAAGAGACUCUGUUUGCCUCAAGUGUUGAAUUCAGUGCUCCGAGACUUUUCACUACAGCAAAUUAAUACAGUGUGCGAUGAACUGUAUAUAUACUGCUCGAGGUGCACUUCUGACCAGCUUCAUAUCCUAAAGGUUUUGGGAAUCCUUCCAUUUAAUGCCCCAUCCUGUGGGUUGAUCACACUGACCGAUGCUCAAAGACUAUGCAAUGCUCUACUACGUCCUCGCACUUUUCCUCAAAAUGGCACUCUGCUUCCUGCAAAAAACACAUUGGUCCAAUUGAAAGAGACUGGCAGUGCCUUUGAAGUAGAGCAUGAAUGCUUGGGCAAGUGCCAGGGUUUGUUUGCACCUCAAUUUUAUCUUCAGCCGGAUGCUCCGUGUAUCCAGUGUUUGGAGUGCUAUGGAAUGUUUUCACCCCAGACAUUUGUGAUGCAUUCGCAUAGAUCUCCUGACAAGAGGACCUGCCACUGGGGCUUUGAAUCAGCCAAAUGGCAUUGUUAUCUUCAUGUUAACCAAAAAUAUUUAGGCACUUCAGAGGAGAGAAAACUGAAGCAUCUUUUGGAGGAAAUGAAGGAGAAGUUUAGCAUGAAAAAUCAGAAAAGAAUUCAAUCCAAAGCAGAUCCUCAGCAAAGCCUAGAAUUGCAGCAAUGGUAUCCAGUUAUAAAGCAUGAAGCAGACCCUGUUACUCAAUCACAUUCAUUUGUCCAUCCCAGCUAUUACCUUUACAUGUGUGAUAAAGUGGUUGCUCCAAAUGUAUCCCUUACAUUGCAAUGUAAAGAAGCUACAAAAACAGCAGUCAAGAUUUCAGAAGUAAUUAAAUCUUUACCUGGACAGUCACAGAAACAAGUCAAUAGUGUUAAACACAAAAAAGCUGCCUCCUAUCCAGAACUCUCUCUUGAAGAGCAGGAAAAAAUCGACUUAAAAACUAGCACAGAACUGCAUAAAAGUGUGGAUCCACCUAUGUCAACUAAUUCUACAAGAAGAGGGAAAUCUGAACAUGCCACUUCCAAAGCCACUGCAGAAUCUAACCAGGUUGAAGAAGGCAAUUGUGCACAAACCUCAUCCCCAACUCCUAUCAAGGACAUCAAUUGUGAAGAUGACAAGGGAAGAAUCAUGGAGGAAGUAAUGAAAACCUACCUUAAACAGCAAGAAAAACUGAAUACUAUUUUGCAAAAGAAGCAGCAGCUUCAAAUGGAAGUGGAAAUGUUAAGUAACUCUAAAGUUAUGAAGGAACUAACUGAGGAGCAGCAGAAUUUACAGAAAGAACUUGAAUCUUUGCAAACUGAGCAUGCUCAAAGAAUGGAAGAAUUUUAUGUUGAGCAGAGAGACUUGGAGAAAAAACUGGAACAGGUGAUGAGGCAAAAGUGUACCUGUGACUCCAAUUUAGAAAAGGACAAAGAAGCUGAAUAUGCAGCACAGUUGGCAGAACUAAGACAGAGACUGGAUCAUGCAGAGACAGAUAGACAAGAGCUCCAAGAUGAACUGAGACAAGAACGAGAAGCAAGAGAAAAGUUAGAGAUGAUGAUUAAGGAACUGAAGCUUCAGAUUUUGAAAUCUUCAAAGAAUGGAAAAGGAAAAUAG
Messenger RNA from Emys orbicularis (European pond turtle), 3050 nucleotides. RefSeq names its product SKI like proto-oncogene (gene SKIL). The record is from RefSeq and is a predicted model, not a curated record. The coding region runs from base 978 to 3050 and encodes 690 amino acids. The transcript has 7 exons. Gene Ontology annotation, biological process: negative regulation of transcription by RNA polymerase II; negative regulation of BMP signaling pathway. Lineage: Eukaryota; Metazoa; Chordata; Testudines; Emydidae. Gene Ontology annotation, molecular function: RNA polymerase II cis-regulatory region sequence-specific DNA binding; DNA-binding transcription factor activity, RNA polymerase II-specific; SMAD binding. Gene Ontology annotation, cellular component: nucleus.